CUUCUCCGCUUCGGAAAGGGUAGAGGCGAAAAAGUCACCGUACUUCUCCGUUUCCUCAAUUAUUUACGGCUCGACCACUCACUCUACCACCGGUGGUUUCUACGCGAGACGCCGGCGAUGACCUCGACCGCCGCCGCCGCCGCCGCCGCCGCCAUUAACUCCGUCUCGUCAUAUGCUCUCUCCCCGCACGCCGCUCCCUUCAACCCCCCCUCCCGACCGGCUUGCGCCCCUUUCCAGUACCGCCCGAAUGGUGAUGUUUCUAGGUCGGCGGGUGCUAGCUCUGUGGGUUAUGCUGAAGAGAAGACAUCAAGAGAUACUCACUCAGCGUCACCAAUUGCAUGUGCCUUGAUGAAAUCAAGUGGUGCCGUUUAUCCACCCUCUACACAUGCCAUGCACACUGGGCAGCCAAGUUCAUGGUCAGCAGUUUGCCUGGAUGCGUAUCCCUCCUCACCAUAUGUCGGCAUAACAUCCAAUUACAAGCUGCAAAAUUCCUUGACCUCAGGAAAUGGGAGCAAAUGUUCAACAGUGAGGAUAGAAAGGCCACCAAAUAAAACAUCAGAAUCUAACAAAAACAGUUGUGGUUCUGGAAGCAAGUUGGUUAUAGCAGAAAAUCCUAAGUCUAAUAAAGACAGUGAAAAAGAAACAUCAUCCCGCAAUUUACAAUUCAGUGGUCCUGUCGAUGGCAAGGACAAUUCACAAGGUACCAUGUUCUCCUCCAAAGAGGCAAAUCCUGUCUUCAGUGCAAGCCCUCUUCAUAUUCCAACUACUUCUGCUGAUCCAUGUGGUGUUUUGGCCGAGGAUGUGAUGCCAGAUCCAUCAGAAUGCUCUGUUGAUUCACCGUGCUAUAGAGGUGCUUCAGCUUCUCGUCUGUCUCCAUUUGAUGUUUUCCAGACACCUGCUACCCAGUCAACUAAUCAAGAUUUGGAAGCUUUUGCUGUACGACAGAAACAAAGCUCUAGCACUGUUCAACAUCAUGAAACUCCGUCCGAGCUCCAGAGUUCGGUCACCAAGACUAACCACGACCACUGCAAAUCCCAGGCUGAAGCCGGUGUGUCAAAGAAAUCUGGGGUCACAAGUAUAAAGGAGACAAAAAAUUCAUGUGGGAAGGAGCUUGAAUGUGCAAACCAGUAUGCAGCAAAAUGUGAACUGGAGCAGAAACACCUUUCGAAACUGAGAGACAAUUAUGUGAAGCGAUCUGGUCUGAAUUAUGCUGCUCCGGAUUUUGUACCUUCAUCGAUUGGGAAAUCAAAAAUUGGGAAAGGAAAGAAUAUAUCGGGAGUUCUCAAGGCGAUCGAGAACCUAACUGUGGUAUUCCAGAGUAGUUAUUCUGGUGAUGAAAUUGAGCUAGAUGAAGAUGACUGCAUCCUCCUUGAAUCAGUGAUUGAUAGACUUCAGACUUGCCUUCAUAAAAUAAGAAAGGAUCCUAUUAAGGGUGCUUCUGACAAGGCAGGGCCAAAGGCUCCACAUUCGCAGACUGCAGUUUUAAAAUAUGACCCAGGAAAAUAUAAUCGUAGUUACAUUGCAGAUGGUGAAAAGGACAUAAUUAUUAAUCAUUUUGCUGGUUCUAGUCAUAUGCACAAUGAGUUUGGAAGAAACAGUUUGACACGGGGCCAGCCUGCACUCAACAAUGUCCAAAAGAAGAUGUCCUGUGAGGAAGAGCAUCCACAGGUUCUUGUGUAUAAGAAUCUGUGGAUUGAAGCGGAGCGUGCAAAUUGUGAAUUGAAGUACCAGCUGAAACACACUUGUAUAAAAAUAGACCUAGAGUCCAGCAUGGCUCCUAUUGGUGGGCCUGGGCCAAGAAAGAAUUAUUCCCAAGUCUCUGAUUUGAGUACCGAUCCAAGUAAUCUAUAUGGAGUUGCCUUAGCUCACCCUACUGGAGAGACAUCAGGAGCAAGAAACGGUCAAUAUCCUCCUUAUGCUGGUGACUGCACCCGGUCAGGAGGCGACGCCGCACUUAGCUGUUCUUCAAGCACCAAAGGGUACGCUGCUCUGCCGAAGAAUUUGCAGCAUGGCCAUGUCCUCACAGGCUUGGAAGAAACUGCCACGCAUCUCCAUGCGCCUCUGCCAUAUGGAGCUUGUCAAGGGUUGAAUGGAGACACUUUGGAUGGAGUGGCUGCCCGCUCAUACAUCACCGGACAAGAUGGCAUUUUGCGUAGCAAUUCAAAGUAUGGAUCGUCAGACUGGGAGCAUGUGCUAACUGAAGAAAUCGGCUGGAGUUGAGCGAAUCUGCCGAUGGAUGGUGGCACCUGUAUAUGAGGAAGUAGGAUUGCAGGAAGCCAGGGAUUCUGGUUACCUUUUUGUUUGCUGACUAAUGCUGCUGAAAACGGCACUAGGCAAAAUUGUGUGUUUCUCAUCGGGCGAAAAAGUGCCCCCGUUAUGAAUCUUCUCGGAAACAAUGGUUGUAUAAAUAUGAACGUGUGAUGCUACUACUAAGCAAUGUCUUGUUCUUUAAUGUCAUGGCGGGCAACCCUGACGGAGGGAUUGUGCGUCAGGAUUCAGAGCCUAACGGACAUGUGGGGUUGUGGUGUGUGUAGGGCCGAUAUGUCAGGCAGCUGUGCGCCUGUGUGUGCGGCUUUUAAGCCCCACGGCUGUAAUGUGUGAAAGCAGCUAAUGAAAUGGAUAUAGUCUAAAUUCGAAAA
Molecule: messenger RNA, 2639 nt
Organism: Triticum aestivum (bread wheat)
Lineage: Eukaryota; Viridiplantae; Streptophyta; Magnoliopsida; Poales; Poaceae
Exons: 5
Coding region: 118-2220 (700 amino acids)
Source: RefSeq, a predicted model, not a curated record